Molecule: messenger RNA, 2260 nt
Organism: Bradysia coprophila
Lineage: Eukaryota; Metazoa; Arthropoda; Insecta; Diptera; Sciaridae
Source: RefSeq, a predicted model, not a curated record
UUUUCCUCUCCUUCUAUUUGAACUCUGAACAACAAUAUUAAAUGACUAAUUAACCCACCCUGUGCGCACAAUUUAUAACCGGAAUAAUGAGAGAGUAUAAAGGUGGAGAAUUUGCGAAAUUAUUUAUCAUUCAGAAAGGAUCAGCGUAAAAGUGGACAAGUCUUAACUGCAAUGAAUUUUGAAACCUUAGCAACUAUUGCAGCCAUUCUCCUCUGCCCAGUGGAACUCAAUGCAACACAGAAUGGUGGCAAGCGCGACUUUGAUAAACUUGAGCGUGGUAGACACUGGAAUGGUAGAAACGAAGGCAAACACAGAUCUACCUCACCGGGAUCAUCAUCCAGUCAUUUUGACAGAGGUGGUCGAGAAGAAUCAACAGAAACAUUUUUUCCAAAUGAAGGCUCUGCGGGACAAACUACUACGACUAAAACAAUCACCACAUCAUCAACAUCAUCGGCCACUCUAAUCGGAGGUGAAAUAAUUGGUACAUCGAAAGAGAAGGUAGUACUCGGUGGUCAUGAUUACAUCUGUGAUUGCAGUGGUUGUGUCCAACAUACAUAUGAAUUAACAGAUGACGACCUAAGUUUUGUUAAUAUUACGGUGAUCGCCACUGUCCAUACGGAUGUUCAAGUUCAAAAUUGUGGGAUACUGUUGACGAAACUAAGAAACGACUAUGAGCAACUCACUAAUAAGGUGAUAACAGUUGAUUCGUUCAUCUCAGCGUUAACGAAAGAAAAGAAUUCCGUUGUGAGUGAUCUGAAAAAGUGUCGCGGAAAAAAUGCUCUCAUCACCGACGACCUUCUGAAAGUUACAACCGAAUUGAAAAAUGUAAAAAAGAAACUACAGGACACCAUUGACGAUAGCGCCAAACUGAAAACACAGUGGGUGUCAGUCACUGCUGACUCAGAAAAAUGGAAGACAAAAUCCGACAGCCUUGAGAUCGAUUUGAAAAGAGCAUUGGAUAGUAAUGGGCUGUUAACAAUCACAGUGAACGAAUACUCAACGACCAUAGCCAAUCUUCGUUCAACGAUUAAUGAGAUCACAAUCAAAAACAAUAUGUGCGGUAACGACUCGAACGAAUGGAAACGGAAAUGGGAAACGGAAAAUUCGAAGGUAGUGACGAACGAGAAAAGGAUAAAGGAAUUGGAAGCUACCAAUAACGACCUCACAUCCAGAAUAACGAAACUGACCAUCGACUUGACGAGCUGCAGGAAUGGAAAUGCACAAAACGACAAGGAGAUCAAUAAACUCAAGGACACAGUUACGGAUUUGACGAAGCAAUUGUCGAAAUGCACCGUUGAUUUGGGAAGCUGUAACGAUGUGUUGAAUCGUGUGACGAAUGAAUUUAACGCUGACAAACUGCAAGAUGUCGAAGCGGCAAAACUUCGAGCCAAAAUUGAACUGGAACUGGGCGAAUGUGUUAACAGGAAGAAGGAAGUGGAACAGAAUUUGGAAACGGAGAGAAAAGCUGUGGACAAAUGCAAGGCUGAAGUUGUAACCAUGCGAAACGAGUGUUCCACACGAUACAAGAAAUUUGAGGACGACAUUAUCGUUUUGAAAUCAAAUAACCAAAUUUCCAUCGACAAGUGCCAGGCAACUCUUAAAUCAGAAAUAGACAUCAAUGUCAACAGUCGAACCGAGAUUACCGUUUUAAAAAAUCAAAUCACCGAUUUUGAGACAAAGUUGUCCGUUUCCAUUAAAAAUUCGGAAGACUGGCAGAAACGGAACCAAUUCUGCGAAGAUGACUCAAUCAAUCUCAAACAAAAGAUCGAAUCUCUCCAGACAAAUGUGGCCGAUGUCAACCAGCAUCUUACCACAUGCGUAACUAACGCAAAUUCACUGCAAAUCGACAUAACAUCGUGCCAAUCGAAACGGGACGUGUGUACCGAUGACUUGGAACGAACUAAAAAGAAACUGGUCGACAGUGAGCUCGUCAUUGUUAACUUGAAUAUUAAUGUCAGUUCGCUGGAGACUGCUAGGAAAACUUGCCAAACUGAGCUAUCGACAUUACGUUGCGAUGUCGAUCAGUAUCUGAGGAAUACCAAGUCUGCGCAAGAGAAGGUCAAUGUUGCUGUACUUCAAGUUCUGAGCUUUUUGGACACGGACAAGAAAUUCUUAGGAGACUUCAUUGACUCGCACGAUACAACCUGCAAAAUUUAGAUGUCCUGUCCGUAUAAGCCACUGCCUCUGAUAUCCGAACCCAACCGCUUUUGUAAUGUCUUAUUUUGUGGAUCCGAUGAAUAAAGCGGAAUAGUUAAUGUAA